UGGGUGUUGAAGGCUGUACGAUGCUUUGAAGUUCACACAGCCAACGUCUCAGUCCACAGGCAGGCAGUCAGUUCAGCCACUUCCUCUGAUCAGCGUGAGGGGGGGGGGCAGAAACCAUCGGGAGAGAAGGAGAGAAAGAAGAGUUUGUUUCUGCAGACAGACAGACAGAGAGAAGGAGGGAGAGUCAUGAAGGUGCUGAGGACAGGUGUGUUUGUGCUGUUUGUGCUCCUGGUACCUGUUUCCUGUGAAGUGUUUUUUUUUACUGAGCCGGUCACCUGCUACUUCCUGGACGGGAUCCUGAUUAUUUACUGCAUCAUUGCCACUGCGUUCUAUUUCAGAGAAAAGUUAUACAUCCCAUCUGUGGCUGACGAACCUAUUUCCUGUUUCUUGUGUUUCUCACGGACUAAGCAGGAAGAUAAAGGAGGCAUUUACCAGGAGCUCGAGAGACCGAAGGAUGCCGAUCCUUACGAGGUGCUGGACCCAUCAAAAAGAAAGAAAAAAGCUGGCAAGAAAAAGAAAUCAGAGUCGGCCCAAGCUGAGGAGAGGGAUAAAGACCCCUAUGAAUCUAUGCCCCUGCACUGAUGUCCUGCAUGUCCUCCUGUGACAACCUCCUGUGUGUCAUCGCUGCUGAUUCUACCUGAAAUAAUGAGCUGAGAUGAAUCAGCAGCUGUUCUGAUGACAUCGCCCUGUGUCUCCUGCAUAUUGUGACAAGCCUUUUUUCAGUUUCUUAACAAUAUAUAAACUGAUCAAAUUAAAAAAUGAUAAUGGCCAUAAAAAUAAUGAACUCUGUUGGAAACUCAACUUCUAUAGCCCAAAAUAAAAUGCUUCAUUUUUGCAUUUACACAUCUUUCACAAUUUGCCUUAAGGCAGAGGAGCCAUGCUAGUGGCUAGGUGAGGCUGUGAUCAGGCACAGGGGCUGCUAAUGCGCUAAUGCUAACAGGCUAGCUUGGAGUAUAUUUAUGAUAUUUAAUAUGAUCUCUGUUAUUGCCAAUCAGCACUGAACACAAGGUACAGGAGAAGCUGAUCAAAAUGUCAUUAAUGUUUGACUUUUUAAACCUUUUGGCGCCAUAAUAUGGAAAACAAAAGAGUGAUGUGGUGUCUGAUUGCUGUAAAUUAUCGUACAAGUUUGCUUCAUUGUGUAACUGUAUAUUAAUAAAAGACCAGGCACAUGUCAAAACACUUGGAAAAUGGUUUAAU
Molecule: messenger RNA, 1197 nt
Organism: Chelmon rostratus (copperband butterflyfish)
Lineage: Eukaryota; Metazoa; Chordata; Actinopteri; Chaetodontiformes; Chaetodontidae
Product: T-cell surface glycoprotein CD3 zeta chain-like
Exons: 7
Coding region: 187-582 (131 amino acids)
Biological process (GO): cell surface receptor signaling pathway
Cellular component (GO): Fc-epsilon receptor I complex
Molecular function (GO): IgE receptor activity
Source: RefSeq, a predicted model, not a curated record